AUGGAGGCGAGAGUGGAUAGAUCUGACAUUUCGUGUUUGAUCAGCGUUCAGGAUUUCAAAACUAGAGUUACACAGUCCGUGUCGCCUCGGGAUUACGAGAGGACAAAGCAGACACUAGAUGAUGACGAAUUAACGGAAGAAAUGGGCAUUCCUAAGGAGACGGUGGCCGAGCUCCGUGAUGUUUGUAGUCCACACCAUCUAGAGGGUCUUGCCGAACCUAAAGAUCUUGACUCAGUAGACAUUGCCAAAAAGAUUCCUGAAGGUGUUGAACUGAAAACUCUACGACUUCUAAAGGAAAGAAGAGGCCAUAUCACCCAUUUCAGGAAACCCGUGAAUUACCUUCUUAAGGAGGUGGGCACAGAGAAAUGUUCUUUGCCGGAAUUUCAGCCUAUCCCAGACCCAGAAGUUGUCCUUUCAGUGGCCGUCUACCAUCCAAAGAAGCCGAAAAAGGUGCAGGAAUUUCUAGUUCUCGGAGAGCAGAAACUCACCACGCUUCGUGAUAAGAUCUACUGCAAUAGUGACCACAUUGUUCCUGGAGACCACAGCGAGAACCCUGAUCUGUCAUGCCAUGCAACCGCAAGGGAUAUCUGCAAGUCAGGGUUUUUCUUCAUAGAAGAGGUUUUUUAUAAUGACAUGCGGGAUCCUUCAUGCAAAGAUUAUAGUGCGCUUAUCAAGGAUUGGUCAAAAGAAAAUGGAGUUGGUAUUUUCACGUCACAAAAAAUGGAGACCAAGAGAUUUGAUGAGCUGGUGGUUAGGCUUGGUUAUCCAUAUGUCUAUUGUCACCAAGGAGACUGUGAACAUCUCAUCAUCUUCACUGAUCUUAGACCUUUAUCUCUUUCCAAGCUUCCCAUCGGGCCUUUCCGAGUCCCAUUGUGCCCUUCAGUGCCCAACUCUAGUUUUCUGAGGCAGCCAAGAGCAACCUGUUUGCUUCGCGCGAGCCCAUCUCUCUUGUCAUUCUUGUAAUAACCCAUCCCAUUCCCAAUAUCGAAUAUGACGUUCGCCGUAAUGGGUUUCUCGUCACAAUUACUUGAUCCACCAUCUUCACGUAAAGUUUUGCUCGUAGCUUGUCUAAUAGAUUGUGCUCUCGGCUUCUUAUCAGGACCUCUAGAGUUCUCCAUCAACCUCACUGAACUACAUGGCUGACAUUCCUUCGUGCUAUCAACAUCGCCCUUGUCUUUGAUGUCUAUCUCAAAGCAUUCUUCUGGAAUCGUUUCAAAGGUUCUCGACUCGUAAACGCUAUCCUUUCUCAACGCCUUUCUUUUAUCUUCUAAGUUUUUCUUCAUUUCAACUUUGCCAUGCACCUGAUCUUUGAAGGAAUUAUGCUUAGCAUUACUGUCUCUUGGGACGGCCCCUCGAAGUUUGCUGGUGGUUUCAACGUAGGGUGGAAACAAAUGUCUUGAGCUCUUAGCCUGAUCACCAGUCUUGCUUUCAUUAGAAGGGGAACUUCGUUGCGUUCGUAAAUAAUGACUAACAGCAUCGUCAUUUCGUCUUCGCGGUAAAAUCGGCGUAUCUUUUCUUACUUUAACCCCAUCUGUUGACUCAUUCUCUGUUUUUUCCCUUUUUCUUAAAAAAUGCCGUAUCCUGUCGAGACUUUUCGACCUUUCCAUUUUCGGUGAGCCAACAAUUGACGACUUCGAGCUCGGGUAAGAGGUCUUCGUGCUUCGCUCGGAGAUGUUCGGAGAGCUCGGCGUACUGUCGGUGUUUUUCGACGAAUCUUCGCGUCCUCGUAUGCAGUAUAUGCGGUCCGUGAUCCGUUCGGCAAGGUGAUGCGUGACAAUCAGCGUGUGAUUUUCUUCCUUCUUUGUAGUUUCAAGGCGCCGUAAAAUAACAACUGGAGUCUGAAAUGAAGAAAAAUUGCAUUUCAAUUUGUUUUUUAUCUUUUUUACUUUUAUUAUAAAAAAAAUUUCUAGGUUAGAAUCGUUUUUAUUUGUUUAGUUUUGUGCUACCACACUCUUUUAUUUUCGAUACUUUGACGAGCCUUUGAUUUCUCGUUUUACACUCCGAAAGUCGAGCCUUUUCUUCUGUACCUUUGGCGGGUUUUCUCGCGGUUUUCGUCUGCUCGCUUUUCCUAACUCUCCCUUUCCAUUUCCACCCAUCUCAGUCGUUCUGGUCGCGUCUCCUCUCACUUGCGGUCGUUCUGUAGCUUUUUCGUGCAGCGACGAAUACCGCAGCUUAGCCACUCGUGGGAAUUGCUUCGAGGAUUUCUCUCUAUGAUCUUUUGUGUUGAUUGUAGCACUCUUUGUGGGCCCGAACCUACGAACUGUGAUGCUUGUCAUAGUCUUUUUUUCGUGGACAGACACAGAAAUUUCAUCGCUUGUUAACGCAUUCUCCCCUUCUUUUUCCUUUGAAUCCAUAGUGUUUCUUUUUCUUGAUUAUAUCUCCAUCUCAGCUCAAAAAUUGAAGAUAUUUUCAAGGAUUCAAUGUAAACUUGUUUUCGCACGCUCCCCCGAAGACUUUAGAUUCUUCCUUUUUUAAUAAAAACCCAUUCGAAUUACUUAAAAGCAUUUUAUCGCUUCAGUCGACAUAUCUCUGUGUGAUUUCAGUGCAAACAAUAGACUGUUAUAGUACUAAGAUACUGAUAUAUUCCCCAAACAUGUUUUAUUAAUUCUAAGUUCGUUAGAUUUGUCCUAAAUUACAAACAUCUAAAGUGGUACUAACCGCAGCCGCAGAUAGCAGUGCUUUAUUCGAUGCUCUACAUGUUUGAAUUUCACGGUUGUUGCUAUUGUAAUCGCACUUUCUUAUCAAAUUAUUACCUAAUAUUUUUUUAGAGAUCUGACUCGCUCUAUCUGAUUCAUGCAACAAGCCAUUAUCGCGGUAUAUGAAAGCAAACGUCAUGAUGAGUGGAAACGUUCCACCGUUCUAGCUGCAAAUCUUGUGCACCUUAUUUUUAUUAUAAAAAAAAAUUAGAAGAACGUCCAGUCCGAGUUUAUUUUAUAGAUGGGAAUGAUUACGAUUGGGAUCUCCAAUUCCUGAUAUCUUUGUUUUUUUUUUUUUUUGGCCCUGUCAAGUGGUUGUGCAUGUGCAAAAGUCGUGGGUACUGUUCAAGAGAAUAUAUGGAGUAACGAAGAAUCGUUGCAUCAGUACGGCUUCUCGGUCCUUGCAAAACUCCAAUACUGUCAUGCUUGCUGUGUAAGCUACAGCUACCAAAAGACUAUAGAUCGUCUAUUUUGUGUUGAAGCUGGACAUUUAUAUUUUGAGAUAUGCCAUUGGAUGCGGACUGAUGUUACAUUACAUUUACCACCAUAUUAAGUCUAGAGAUUAUUUUACUGGGAAUAGACGAAACCAGCCAAAUAACGAAAAAUUUUAUUCUGUUACUAUUUCAAUAUUUACUUUACAAAAAAAAAGGAUUCUAAUAAGAGACCGCCCUUAAUGUAUUUUCUCAAUUUUCUGAUCCACUACGAAAAAAUCUAGAAAACAAUAGCCAAAAUGCAGGGAAAGCUAAAUACACAUCUUAAAAAAUGGGGGGACUUAAUCGAGCCAUUAUAGGUCACUUACUCAAUGUUUAGGGCGUGACCACGCUUAGUACUUCCUAGUGCUACCACGAGGUUGUACGUCAUAUUUUUUUCUGUGAUAUUCUUAGUUUAUUAUUUGACAAUAAGUAAUGUACGUAACUGAGUGUAGUGUUAAUUGUGUGUAGGUAAUUGUGUAAAGGAACCUGCGAAUAAAUAGUUGAAUGAGAGGCCAAUACAAAAAAAAUAGCUCUACUCUCUAAGAAUUUAAGCACCGCCCGGCACUUUUACAAAAUAUAUAUGGCUGUAUAAAA
Molecule: messenger RNA, 3763 nt
Organism: Nematostella vectensis (starlet sea anemone)
Lineage: Eukaryota; Metazoa; Cnidaria; Anthozoa; Actiniaria; Edwardsiidae
Product: snRNA-activating protein complex subunit 3
Exons: 10
Coding region: 1-963 (320 amino acids)
Biological process (GO): snRNA transcription by RNA polymerase II; snRNA transcription by RNA polymerase III
Cellular component (GO): snRNA-activating protein complex
Molecular function (GO): RNA polymerase III type 3 promoter sequence-specific DNA binding; bent DNA binding; core promoter sequence-specific DNA binding
Source: RefSeq, a predicted model, not a curated record